This is a messenger RNA of Vitrella brassicaformis, 1809 nucleotides long. Lineage: Eukaryota; Vitrellaceae. The record is from the annotation of a GenBank genome assembly.
GGAAAGUCGAUAUGUCGGCAGAGGUACAACCUAACUCGGCUAGAGCGUAAUUGGUUUCUCAAGAAAGUGACUGGGGGAAAAACUGCACAGAAAGAAGAGCCUGCAUCACCGACCGCCUUCAGAGGUACGUCAGAAGCAAGAUCCUUCACUGUUUCUCUUCACACGCCUGCCACUCACACGUGCCAUGUCGUCCCUGCAGAUGUCUGGAUCUCUCCCACUCGCGGCACCACGGCCUCAUCCGGCGGCCAUUGCAAGCCAACCAGUCGGCAAUGAGAUCCUCGGUUUCACCAUGGAGACCAUCAAAGAGAGCGGCACAAUGCGGCUCGUGAACAAGCACGACUUCCAGCGACAGCUCCUCAACCGCACCUUCUUCCAACGGUGGAUUGGUGAGCGGCACCCGGCGGCUCUCCGCGCAUUCAUCGUCUUCGACGUGCGCCGCGAGGCCAACAUCCUCUUCGUGGCGAUGUGCCUGGUGCGUGACGGCGGCAGAUGGGACGACUGGCCUGACUAUCUGAGCGUGCUAUCGGCUGCUCGUGAGGUGACUCUGCCGAUCCGCAUCACCGAUGCCGACGUGGAGCUGCUGCGGGCGUCUGUGCCCCGCCUGGUCCACUGGCUCAAGACGAGUGACCGUGAAGACCUCAAGAAUCAUCAGCACGAGUGGCUGCAGCCGCGCUUUGGCCCCAACGUCCGGCGCAUCAUCGUCCGUGGAGAUGAACAGCGGCAGGCGACGAGGCAACGGAGCGGCAUCGGACGACCGCCGCGUUUCGUGGACGGCGGCAUACUCUGGAGCAAGCCGCCUGCCAGGUGCAACCGAUACGGCACGGAUGUGCUGUUUCGCGACUUCGCCUGCCGUCAGUCCAUCCGCGUCGGACUCCGAUUCUCAUUCCGCAGCCCGCCAUCGCCCCCUCAAAACGGUGUAUGUCUGACUGUGCUGCGGUUCCUCGCCAAUCAGGCCCGCCCACUCACACCCACAUACGCUGCGCGGCUUGAGAGGCCACCAGUUAUGGGAGGCGUGUCUUCUCCAAACCCACGGCCAUAUGUUUGGGUGCUGCCUGAGGGCGACGAUGGCCCUCCGUGCGUCGUGUCCCUGCUCAGAGACUUCCCCCCGUCCUUCCCCACUCUUUCCAUCCUCGACAUGGUCAUGACGAGCCUGAUCAGCCCCCAGCACUGGCAAGACAGCACCGUCGACUUUCCCCCUGUGCCCCUUGGCGUUUUCCCGCCGUUUACCAUCCUUCCGACGUGGGUGGUGGGCCAUGCCGACGCAAUGUCCGACGGCGUGGAGCGCAUCGCCUCGCCGGCUGGGGCUGGUACUGUGAGUGUGGCGCCGGUCUUGUCGUUCAUCCGGGAUCAGCUCAACACCAACGGCCGUCGGCUGGUGCACCAGGGGGUGAUCGACCUGCUGACGUUCGUCGAUCAGCUGGGAGCGUUCUUCCCGCAGGAUGGCGUGACGGUGCGGAGGUCUUUCCUUUUGUACCGGCCGGAGGCCAUUGACUGAGCUGGCAGGGGAGAGGCCUUGAUGAUCUAGUUAGCCGCACACUUGUGUCUGUCUCUGUCUGCCUGUCUGUCUGUCUUGCGGUUUGGCUGUUUGGCUCCUUCCACCCAUCCACUCACUCACUCACCAGUCAUAGACACACGCAUCCCACCCAGAUUGGUAUGUCUUUCCUCCUUGGGUGUGUAUGGCUGCUGUGUCGGGGGUGCGUGGCUGCUGGUCGAUUCGGUGUGUGUAUGGGUGGGUGGUGGAGUGUAUCGGUGAACAUGGUAUGGUAUGACGCCUGCCAUGGAGGGUGUCACGCCAUGCCAUGAAAUGAG